AUGAGAGAUGAUAGUCUGGAGGAAGGAGAUUACGAGAACUCUGACUCUGCUGGGAACAACUUCAAGGUUGUCGUCCGUGUAAGGCCCCCGCUCCCCCGUGAGCUGAAUGGAGACAAACGUUUCCAAAACAUCUUCCGGAUAGCCGAGGAUAAACGUAUCACCGUCUCAGAGAACCUCUCCGCCCUCGACGAUCCUCGUGCAGAAGACUUGUCCUCUGGGAACUUCAGCACUUACACGUUCACGUUCGACCAUGUUUACUCGGAAGACAGCAACCAGGCUGAUGUGUACAACAACACUGCAAGGGACGCCGUCCUGUCGAGCUUGCAGGGUUACAACGCCUCGAUCAUCGCCUAUGGACAGACAGGGACGGGAAAGACGUACACGAUGGAAGGAGAGCAGGCGCCGAAGCUGCGCGGCAUCAUUCCGCGAGCAACAGAAGAGAUCUUCGACUUCAUUGAGAACGCGGUGUCGGAGAGAAAGAAGUUUCUAGUUCGAGCGUCCUACCUGCAGAUCUACAACGAGGUCAUCUCCGACCUUCUGAAGCCUGAGAGAACCAGCUUGCAGAUCCGAGAGGACAAGAGGAGAGGAGUGUUCGUGGAGGGGCUCUCAGAGUGGGUCGUGCGAUCACCCAAGGAGGUUUCUGGGCUGAUGCAGCGAGGGGCCAUGACCCGCGCCACAGCGAACACGAAGAUGAACGAGAUCUCCUCGCGGUCUCACGCCGUCUUCAUCAUCAUCGCCGAACAGCUCGAGUACCUUGACGAGGACUCUAGCAACGGAGAGGACCGCCGAGGGCAGACCUUCAAAGUCGGCAAGCUCAACCUCGUCGACCUUGCAGGGUCCGAGCGCGUCCGGCUGACGGGCGCAACAGGGCGGAGGUUGGAGGAGAGCAAGAAGAUUAAUCAGUCGCUGUCAGCCCUGGGGAAUGUGAUCGCAGCGCUGACGGACUCGAAGGGGAGGCAGCACAUCCCCUACCGUGACUCGAAGCUGACCAGGAUCCUGGAGGACAGCCUGGGGGGGAACUGCCGGACUACCAUGAUGGCGAUGAUAUCCCCUGCUCUAGAGUCUUUCCCCGAGUCUCUCUCGACGCUCAAGUUCGCUAACCGAGCGAAGAACAUCAAGAACCAGGCGAUGGUCAACGAGGACCUCGACCAGCGGGGCCUGCUGAGAAAGUACGAGCUCGAGAUCCGCAAGCUGAGAAACGCGCUCGAGAGCAAGUCGAAGGAGAUUAUCGACAAGAGAAAGAUUCUGCAGCUGGAGGAGCUCAGGAGGAGGGCGGAGGCUGACAAGGUCGCGGCUCUGAGCGCCCUGGAGGAGCGAUCGCGCGAGUUCAUGCGAGAGAAGCAGGAGAAGAGGAAGUUGGAGCUUCGCCUUCACAACAUGAGCAGCCAGCUGCUCAUAGGAGGAGGCGAGAAGAGCAUGGAGAAAGAUGUGGAGAGCACCGUGGCGUUUCGAACAGCGUUGCGCAACGAGCACGAGAGAAUCCACUCCGAGUACGUGAAGAAGUUGGAGGACCUGGAGAGGGAGCGGCAAGUGCUGGAGGAGGACAAGUCGCAGGUGGAUCGGUACAAGCAGCUGCUGAUCAAGCAGCGAGACAUCAUGAUCGCCCUGACCUCGAGGCUCAACGAGCGCGACGACACGAUCAUGCGGCUGCAGGAGGAGCUGGACGCGUACGACAGGCACCAGCGAGACCUGGAAGACGAGCUGGACAGGAAGACAGCUGGGCUGAUCCACCUGCAGAGGAUCGCGAUGGAGCAGGCAGGCAGCUCAGAGACGAAAGCGAAGAUCAUGCAGGUGCUCUCAGAGUUCGAGUACGGAAGAGACUCGCCAGAGACUUCGGAUGGGAACGUGUUCUCUGCCUCCGACGACCGAACCUCUCACGCCUGGACGGAGGAGGGGAGGAGCGAGCAGCGCAGUGCUCCUAUGGACGAGAUUCCUCCAGCGCUGCAGGCAAAGAUCGACCGGAUCAUCCAGGAGGAGAUCGAAGAGAGGAUCGACAACCUGAGGAGGGAGCACGAGCAGAUGAAUGGGACGGGAGCAGACGCGAAACUGCAGGAGCAGGCGAAGAGUCUGCAGGAGGCCAACGAUAGACUGAGUCAUCACUGCCGGUCACUGGAGGCGAGGAUCCGGGAGAUGGAGGCGCGAGACGUGAGCGGCACGAGCAAGAGCCUCGGGACAAGCACGAGGGAGGCUGAGCUGCUGAGGGAGCAGGAGGAGCUGCGAUCGCAACACUUGAAGUUCAAGCAGGAGGUGACCGUAAGGAUCAGUCAGAAGAACAAAGUGAUCAAAGACCUGGAGGAGGAGUUGGCCGCCUUGAAGCAGCAGCCCAGCUCUGCAGACUCAAGCUUACCGUGGAAGAAUGCCUACAAUGACGAGCAGCGAUCAAGAAUAGCGAUGGAGAAGGAACUAACAGAGGAGAAGAAAAGAUCAGCAGAGCAGCAACACAAGAUUGGCGUUCUCAAGCACUACUGCUCCAUGAACCAGAAGGAGAGGAACGCUCUUCGCACCAUCAUGGAAGUGAAGAUCAAGGGCCUGGUUGAUAUCAUCAAGGGAGCAGCGCAGGAGGCGGCUCCUGAUGCCUCCAUGCUGCAUGACCGACUGCAUGCCCUGCAGAAGAUCGUUAACGCGAGCGUGAAUGCGAUGCGCACAGAAGACCAGAACGGCGACAGCAACAAGCAGGCUUAGAGCAGCUGACCUCCAGCUGGGCUGAUUAGAGCUAAGCUAGGCGAUGAAGGG
Molecule: messenger RNA, 2733 nt
Organism: Guillardia theta CCMP2712
Lineage: Eukaryota; Cryptophyceae; Pyrenomonadales; Geminigeraceae
Exons: 6
Coding region: 1-2682 (893 amino acids)
Biological process (GO): microtubule-based movement
Molecular function (GO): ATP binding; microtubule motor activity; microtubule binding
Source: RefSeq, a predicted model, not a curated record